AUUCUCAAGGGUAAGAUGGAGUUUGUUUGUGGCCUAUGUGAUGCUGUGUGGUCAUUUGAAGAGGUUUGCAAAAUGGCUCUGCUGACUCCUGCAGAAACAACAUACAUUGAGAGAAGAAUGUUCAAUAGAGUCGCCAAAGAAUACUUUGGUGCCAAAAAAUGUCCCGGCUGUGAGAGUUUAGUGGUGAGAGAGGACCAGAAUCACCUGAGGGUUUGCUGCACAGUGUGCACACGUAACAAAGCAAGGGCUUACGAAUUCUGCUGGCAGUGUUUGAAGAAAUGGACACAUCCAUCUGAACAUGCCGACCACUGUGCAAACCCUGAAUGUGUUAAUCAGCCACUGGAAAUCCUGAGAAAGUGUCCCGAGAUCACCUUAAAGGAUGUUAAGAUGGUGAUCAGCUGUCCCUCUGUCCGUGCCUGUCCCACCUGUGGGUUGCUGAUCGAGCACAGCACAAUUCAAUGCAAAAGCAUCGUCUGUACCCGGUGUGAGAAGAAGUUCUGUUUUGUGUGCUUGAAGCUCUCUGCAGACUGUGAUUCAUAUUACAGUGCUUGCAGCGAUGGUGUCGCCCCAAGACAGACCUCUAUACCAGUAUGGAAGAGGAAAUAAGAUGACGUGUGAAAGAAUUAACAAUGCUGUAGUUUAUUUUUCUGUGGGGGGAUGUAUUACAGCAAUGUAGCAGACUGUCACUUCAGCAUGUACCUUAAGUAGGAAAACUGUCAAUGUUAAACUUGG
Labrus bergylta (ballan wrasse) is the source of this 732-nucleotide messenger RNA. Lineage: Eukaryota; Metazoa; Chordata; Actinopteri; Labriformes; Labridae. The record is from RefSeq and is a predicted model, not a curated record.